CCACCACGGAGGCACCGCACAGGUACUCCAGAUGAAUAUAAACUCUGGUUGCGAAUGGUUCGGUGGUCGUGGUGGUUUUUCACGAAGAAUCAGAGCUCGAGUUGUUUUUCUGAGAAAACAAAAACAGUUUUUGUAUACAAAAUCCUGACUGUGUGCUUCGUGUGGUAUAUGACAAGAUAUUUCCAACAAAAGUAUCUUUUCGGGUUGCAGUUGGUCUGGAAUGGAGGAGUGUAAGCACUCAAAGGAGUUUAUUUGCAGGACACUUGAAAUCGGUUAACCCUCCCGCUGUUGUUGCUGUUGUUAGUAUUUUUAAAUUACAAACCAGUGUCAGUUGAGAGAGUGAUAAAGUGUUGUUGUGGGGUAAACAAACAAAAUUUAAAAAAAAAAAUAAUGCGGGUUGUUUGAUCGAUGACAUGACCAACCUUGGAUUUGAUUCGUUUUCGUCGUAUUCGGAAUUGGAAUUGGAAUUUGAAUCAGAGUCGCGGUCGUAUAGUUGUUUAUCGCCCCUCUUGAUAUUAUAGUCUUCAAUGUUGUGUCUGACUGCGUCUGGUUUGGGUUCUUGAGUCAAGGCUAUAAAAUCACUUUAGUAUGAUAAUAAUUUUAAUAUUAUGUGCAUUUACAGUUAUUUAAAAUUUUAAUUUAUUUACUAAUUGGAAUUUAUGCAUUUGUUCAGUUACUUUAUUAAGUGUUAAGUGAAUAAAUAAAAAAAAAUAACAAAAACGUGAUUGGUUGCGAAGAAGGAUUUUUAUGGAUUAAAAUUGAACACUCUUUAGAUAAGAAUAACAUGAAACGAAGAAAACUCUCCUCCCCUCGUUGUUGGGAGCUACAGGCCUCUCUCGGCCUCAUUACCUUCACAUUCCUCAAUUUGGUCAUAAUAAGUACAGAUCGGGCAGACAGUGCUAUUGUCCCUCCACCAUGGAGUGACCCACAGAAAAACCCUUGCGCCACAAUGCCUGGCGGUUGGCAGCUACUUUAUUGGCCGCCUUUGAAGAAAUGUUUUAAAAUAUUUCAAGUUGGCUUUCCAUGUCCAGAAACUAUGGAAUUGAGUCCGGCAGCAAGUUCAAAAUACACCUCGAAAAAUGGUCCAGCCGCUGAAUGUCGCUGUCCUCCUGGAACGGCGUUAAGUGCCGAAACGAAUAAAUGUCAUUUGGUUUUCGAAAAAGGACCUUGCAAGUCUGGACAGUUUUUCAGUCCAAUGCCAGAAGGACAACAAACACAAAAGAAGACAGGAAACCGUUGGGGAAUGUGUAAACAACCAAGUCAGUGCCCCGCGGGUAUGUUGUUUUGGCCAAGAGAUGGAAAAUGCUAUUCAAUGUACACUAAAGGACCUUGUGCCAAGGGGAAACUUUUGAUCCAAGACGAACAUGGCUUGGCCCAGUGUAGGUGUGAUAGAGUUGGUGAACUUGGAGAAUAUUUCUACGAAACUGAUGAAACUUGCCACGAACAUUUCACCAAAGGGCCAUGUCCCAGUCCUGGGCACCUAUUUCUUCCGGGCGGAAGAUGUGAUUGCAUGCCAAAUCUACCUCAUUACCAUGAAACCAAUCGAAUGUGCUUCGAAUUAGGCUCUCCUGGACCAUGUCCACCGGGACAUAUAUUUAUUGUUCCUGACAAUAGAACCGAUAAUUUCAAACGGGCAAAAUGUCAGUGUAAGGAAGGCUACGUUCUAUGGAACGAUGGCAUAUGUUAUCGACUGUACACACGGGGACCAUGUGCCCCCAAUGAAUUCCUCCUGAAUGCGACAUCGUGUGUUCGAAAUUUUUGUGGAAAGAAUCGCUUGUAUUUCCCAGAAGAAAAAUCUUGCUAUCGAAUAGGUUCUCAGGGACCUUGUGAUCUUUAUCAAGUUGUGGUCUUUGAUUUCACUGCUAGACCUUCGAUAGAUGGUGUUUCGUACAACGGUAUGUGCGGUUGUUCCGGAGUCAUCAUGAAUUUGGACCAGCAAUGUACCCAUUCCAACACCGAUCCCGAUGCCAAUACAUGUGAAUCUUCACCGGGAAUGGUGGAAAUGGACGGAAAUUGCUACAAACUCUACAGUCGAGGUCCAUGUGGUCCAGGUCAAUGGCUAGAGCCUAUCAAAAGCUCACCGUACUCAUCAGAUGAAUAUAUUAUUGCACCAAUGACCAGUAAAGCAAAGUGUGUUUGCCGACCUGGAUAUACGAGUAACGAAACUCCGGACAAAGGUUUCACCGGAUGCAAUGCACCAACAGUUGGAUUGGCGAGGUAUUUAAAUCGACAAAAAUAUCAAUUUGGACCGAUAUCAAUUAUGACAGCGCCAGAGGCGUAGUAGUUAUUAUUAUAAGUGUUUUUAAGGGGUUGUCUAGAUACAUAAAUAUGUAUGUAUGUAUGUUGUAUAUGGGGACUUUUGUGUGUAAAAUGUAAAAUAUACCUCUUCUUCCAAAGACUGAUUUUGUGUUAGCUGUAGAAGUAUUGUAGAACUUUUAAAUUAUUAAAUUUUAGCAUGAAAAUAAAAAAUAAAACAAAUUAUCAAUUAUGUAGUUAAAAUUCUUAUAACAAUUUUUCAAUAAAAUUAAUGAUCAAAAAUUAA
Molecule: messenger RNA, 2542 nt
Organism: Eupeodes corollae
Lineage: Eukaryota; Metazoa; Arthropoda; Insecta; Diptera; Syrphidae
Exons: 5
Coding region: 785-2281 (498 amino acids)
Source: RefSeq, a predicted model, not a curated record